This is a messenger RNA of Phycomyces blakesleeanus NRRL 1555(-), 1965 nucleotides long. RefSeq lists its product as hypothetical. The record is from RefSeq and is a predicted model, not a curated record. Bases 1 to 1965 code for a protein of 654 amino acids. Lineage: Eukaryota; Fungi; Mucoromycota; Mucoromycetes; Mucorales; Phycomycetaceae. Gene Ontology annotation, molecular function: protein binding. The transcript has a single exon.
AUGGUUAUCUUUAUGAGGUCGCUAGAACUGCCAUUCGAAAUACUUACACAAAUUGCUGAUGAUCUAUCGACAAAGGACCGGCUGUAUUGUGCCCUUACCUGCAAAACAUGGAGAUACCCAUUUCAAAGCUCUCUGUGGAAAAAAAUACGAUUUUACUCCCCUGAUGACGUGCAAACACUUAUCAACAUCGUUAAAGCUUCCCAAAAUGUACAAACACCACACGGCUCCUGUGUUCACAGUCUACGAAUAGGUUGUCAUUACAAUGCGACAGAGAUAUCAGAUAUAAAUUUCUCUGGCCUAUUCAGAUACCUACCAAACAUGAAGAGCCUGCAUCUAGAAAAUAUAAGCUAUGAUGACAUUGACACAGAUAUAACAAGAUCAGACAAAAUAUGGAAGUCUCUGGAAAAUUUAAAAAUACAUUACAAAGGAACCAGGCAAAAGAAGUCAGCAAAACCACUCUUUGAACUUAUAAAUGCGUGUGUCAUACUCCAGAAAUUAGAAAUAUCUGCUGGAUGUAACGGUUAUCGCAUGAAAUUUAGUGUAGAUGACUUUGAAAGCAUGCACCAACACUUACAAGACCUAUCGGCUAUCAAGGUUGAUAUAUAUCUCAGCCCUGACUUUUCGGCUAUAUUGGAUAAUAUCCCAGACAUAACACUGGCUUUCUCCGUGACAUCCGUAGAAAUAAAUUCGAAAGAGUACAAAUACGUAGACGAGUACGGAAGUGCAAGUCGAAAUAACUGGAAUCCUUUGUGGCUGUACUACUUUAGCUUAAAGUAUCCAAACUUGCGUUCCCUAAAGCUAAACAUCACAGAUACAUGUAGUACACCUAUAAAUUCAGACGAGAGACAAGCACUUAUAACUCUUUUUCACUCCAAUCCAAACGCAUUCCAACACCUGGAAACAUUCGAUCUAAAGACUGACAGAUAUUUCGAGCAUUCUGACUUUAUUUUAUGGGAAUUGUUUUGUGCAUUAAAAACUCCCCUCAAGCAUUUGAAGUUAGAUACAACAAAAUAUGGCCAAGUGGACCCUUCAUACCCGAUGAAUGUUAACAGAAUUUUGCAAUCCUUUUCUGGAACACUCGAGAGUUUAUCAGUCAAAGGAUUUAUAUAUAAUUAUACGAACGAAAAUACGAUUCUAGAACUAUCUUCUUACAAUCCGCUUUUGACAGACCUUUGCAUCAGUGGUAGCAACAUGUCUCUUAAUCUAAAUGAUAUAUUGGACAAUUUCGUGUCCCUCAAACAGCUAAAAAUUGAUGGCGGAACAUUUCUUAGUAAUCCAUAUACGACAAACGGCGAGUCAAAUCAGCGGGAACAACAGGAGCAGAAGCAGAAGCAACAUGAAUUGCAGAUUUUGACGUUAAAGAAUUGCGCUGUAACGGCUGAAAUUUUUAAUAUCCUCUCGUUCAGGUGUAGAAAACUGAAGCAUAUAACUUUGGAUACUGUGGUAAUCAAUGGAUAUAUUUGCAAAAAAACCGGGUGCCUGCUACUCGAUAUGUCGCAUAUUUUCUUAAAGACUCUGCGCAUUGGCCAGGUUCAAUACAGCACAUCACACGAAGAAUCUGAUAUAAAUAAUAAUAUCUGCCUUACACUUCUGUCCCAAUCAAAUGGUCUUCAAAUAUCGGAUGAAAAGAAUGAAAGAGAAAAAAAGAAGAUAAAUUCAGAAUACCCUACAGUAACAAGCCACGCUAUUGAUUGGAUCUAUGCAUAUGAGUACUUUGGGAAGUAUGGAGAGAGCUACAUACAGACUACAAAGCUUUCAGAUAAAGGUGCCAAUAUUGCACUUGAAUACUAUCAAAACUUUCAGUCCAACAAAACCAGUCAAACAUUAGAAGAUUACAGCUCAUAUGAUAAUGAAGACCCAGAUAUGGACAGGAAAUGCGAACUUUACAAAGGAUACACCGAGUUGAGAUUUGGCAAGAUUGAAGCUGUUCAUGUUAUACGUAUAUUAUACAGAGACUUGUAUUAA